Molecule: messenger RNA, 3846 nt
Organism: Pseudophryne corroboree (corroboree frog)
Lineage: Eukaryota; Metazoa; Chordata; Amphibia; Anura; Myobatrachidae
Gene: MFSD6
Product: major facilitator superfamily domain containing 6
Exons: 7
Coding region: 191-2569 (792 amino acids)
Biological process (GO): antigen processing and presentation of exogenous peptide antigen via MHC class I
Cellular component (GO): plasma membrane
Source: RefSeq, a predicted model, not a curated record
GAGCAGGGCGGCACAGGAGGAGGCCGGCUGAUGUCACUGAGCUAUGGGCGGCGGCACACUCACCUGCUGCCGCUGCCGGGUUCGGGCUGUGGGCUGCAGGGUGGGGACUGUGCGAUGUAACCGGUCUGACUAGUAGCGUCCUGCCCGGGAAUACAGGUCCCGCUGAGAAGCACACCUCUUCUAUUCGGUCAUGGCGACGGGGGACAAAGUCGCCAUCCUGUCGGAGGACGAGGAGGAACAGAAAAGGAAGUACGUUCUUGCCGAUCCUUUCAAUGGGGUCACCACAGAGAGUAACCAAGCCGGACGUGGUGAACCUCCAGGGGCCGCUGACGCCUUAUCUACCACCGAUGAGGACACGGACUGGUUGGAGAAACAUUGCGUUAAAAUUAACAAUGACUUGCUCAUUUCUAAAGUGUUCUACUUUUUUUUUUACUCUGCGUACGGUUCCCUCUAUCCUCUACUACCGGUCUACUACAAACAGCUGGGAAUGUCUCCCACCCAAAGUGGCAUGUUAGUGGGCAUUAGAUAUUUCAUUGAAUUCUGCAGUGCCCCUUUCUGGGGUGUAAUAGCCGAUCGUUUUAGAAAAGGGAAGAUGGUUUUACUGUUCUCCCUUCUGUGCUGGGUUUCCUUCAACUUGGGGAUAGGUUUUGUGAAACCAGCAGCGUUACUAUGUGUGCCUAGCAAUCCUGUUCCCGUCAUGCCCACUAACUCUAGCUUGGUUCUUACCACAGCUCUGCCCGUUACACCAACAGCAACGCUGACUACCAAAGAGAACGCCACCACUACGAAAAGCAGGAGGAGGAGGGAUUUAUAUGGGGAUCACCUCACGUGGGAAGCCAAUUUGGCUUCCGGUUCUGAAAUGUUUUACAAAGAAGCUUCCAUCCCUUUGCAGCGGAAGGCGCGGGAAGCGGCAAACGUCAGCGACGUACCGGCAGACGCGGUUCCUGAUAACGGAAAUACGUCUACUCUUCCCACCACGACCGUUGUUACUACCACAACCGUAUCUCCCAAAACGGUGUUGCAGUAUGACAAGGAAGAUGUGGAAACGAUAUUCCUGUUGAUUUUGCUGGUGGUCAUCAUCGGGGAGUUCUUCAGUGCUCCAGCCGUUACCAUCGUGGACACGGUGACGCUUCAGUAUUUGGGCAAACACCGGGACCGCUAUGGGUUGCAGAGGAUGUGGGGGUCGCUGGGUUGGGGAGUUGCGAUGUUAUGUGUGGGCAUAGGAAUAGAUCACACCCACAUCAGCGUCGUCAUCGAAGGCCUCGGUUGCCCUCCUCUCGAGUAUAAAAAUUACCGGAUUGCUUUUAUUGUUUUCGGUGUCCUGAUGUCGGUGGCGCUGAUUGUCUCCACCCAGUUCCGCUUUCACUAUCACCAUUUAAAACCAAACGAAGACCGAAGGGAAGACCUGGUGAUCUCUCCUGUGGAAGUGAACUCCCAUCCGGUCUCUCCCGGGCAGAACCCAAGCGAGGGACGGGGGCUGGAGGACACGGAACAACAAUUUAGAUUUUGGGAUCUGGUGAAGAUUAUUUGCACCGUACAGUACGGCUCUGUCCUCUUUGUUGCCUGGUUCAUGGGCUUUGGCUACGGAUAUGUUUUUACCUUCCUUUUCUGGCACUUGGAGGACCUCAAUGGAACCACUACGUUGUUCGGCGUCUGCUCCAUCCUGAGUCAUAUAUCUGAGCUGACUGCUUAUUUCUUCAGCCACAAGUUGAUUGAGCUGGUGGGUCACAUCAGGGUCCUGUACAUUGGCCUUGCCUGUAACACUGCUCGUUAUCUAUAUAUUUCCUACAUGGAAAACGCCUGGACGGUCCUGCCGAUGGAAGUACUGCAGGGGGUGACCCAUGCAGCCAUAUGGGCGGCGUGCAUCUCGUAUCUCAGUGCCGCGGUUCCGCCAUCCUUACGUACUUCGGCGCAGGGCAUCCUGCAGGGCCUCCAUCUGGGGCUUGGUAGAGGCUGUGGAGCCAUGAUUGGCGGCGUCUUGGUCAACUUCUUUGGUGCUGCGGAAACAUUCAGAGGUAUCGGCAUGGCAUCUCUGGUCAUCCUCCUUCUCUUUGCCCUGAUUCAGUGGGUGGCCGUGUCUCACAAGAAAGAAGAUGAAUCCAUGCUGGCAGAGAGAAUCCCUGUUCCCUCCAGCCCCGUUCCCAUAGCCACUAUCGACCUGGUACCGCAGCACUCUGAGAACAUCAUGCCUUCUACUCCAGCCAAGUUUCCACCGAAGAAGACCAAACAUCAGGAGGAGCAGGAGGAUGUCAACCGGCCCGCUUGGGGGAUAACCUCCUCGCCUUGGGUCUCUCUCGCUUACGUCUUUUAUCAAGUCAAGGAAAUGUUGUCUGUUUCCAACACCAGCCAGCUCUCCGAGAGCCAGCCCUUGCAGGAAAAUAAUGAAAGUAGCAAUGCAUUAAAGAGCGAAGGAGAGACUGCGCAAACAGCUGGGGUAACGCCUGAUAUUCAGGAGCACAGCGGUCCUACAGAUCUCAGUCCGAGCGACCCAACCCAGCCAGCGGACGUUGUCCUCUCAGAGGAGAAUUCACUGCGCUCCUCCUCUCCACCAGAAGAUACGGGGCAAUAGCUCAGUUGCUGGAAACCUGGUCCUACACUGGAAAAUGCCUGACAUCAGAGGGAUUUUAUGUUUUCAUUCACACAUCUUGUUUUAUAUACAGCUGUUUUUAAGUAGCAUGUAGAAUUUUUUGCUUUUGGCAUCUGUAAAUCUGAAGAUACAUUUCCAAAAAGAAUAGUUUCAAGAUGGAAGACAAAGCGGCUGAGCCCGGUGAACCAACAUUACACCAUCAACAUCUAUUGGGAACUGUACAGUUCUGAGGCCGUCUCUUUAUCUUUGUGUAUAUAUACUUCCUGCAUAGGUCAUAUACAGUGCGGUUACAGCUGAGUGAUCUAGAUACGUUUGAUUACACAAUAUACGAACACUCGUACUUUAUCUGGUACUCAGAUAUGCACCUUUUACCUUCAAUAUCAUUUUCAUUGAGAGAAAGUUUGAGUUUGGUGCCUUUUCUAUAGUUUUGGGUUCAAUACUUUGCAGAAGCUUUAACUACAAGCCUAGUCGGGGAAGUGUAUGUAGCGUAUACUUCAGCAGACAUUGCCACUGGUCCAAUAAUACUAUAGAUAGUUUCUAUAUGUGUCCUAUUUAUAUUGUGUUCUUACAGGAUGGAGGAAAUAUGCUUUUAAACACUGUAUAUGUCUUUCGGGCUUCGUGGAAAUGUGAACUAAACAAAUGAAUGAAGGAAACAUACCCCCCUUCCCCCCUCCUCCCCAAACUCCUCAUAGCUAGUAAUGUAAAUUGCCAAGAUCAAUUCAAAACCUGGUCUGCGAGCAAAAGUACCAGUCCCUCACUUGAAGGUGCCGUGAGGUGGGGCGAGUGUGGGUGCCUCUGCCGGCGUUUACACGAUGACGCAGCGUCAACUAACAAGCCUCCCUUCCCCGCAAGCUGCUUACACCUAAUUGGAUGCCCCCCAUUCUUUGUUAAAACGUCGAGGUGAUGCAUUGUAUCAUCUAGGCCCUGAAUGUGUCUUCGUGACUUUAGGUAGCUAAAGUUUUCCCAACAUUCUAAAAAAGCAUACUCUUAUAAUUCACAGAGAGGUCUAUUUACUAAUACCCCUUUUCCACUAGCUCAAAAAACACGGGUAAAUGCACGGGGGGCGCGCAUUUACCCGUGUUUUUUGCAAGUGGAAAAGGGUCCCCCCGCAAAAUCCUGGAUCAAGUGACCCGUGAAUCCUACCCGGGUAAAUACCGGAGUAGGACACAGAAUGUUCCGGGUAGGGUUGUAGUGUAAACAAACGGAAGCCGUGUCGAUGCGACACGGCUCCCGUUUACACUGUAUGGAAGGGCGGCGCU